AUGAUAACUGAAAAACAGGAGGAUAGAGAUUCUCAGUUGAUGGAUGAUAGAGAUUUGGUUUUUUGCAUUUUUGCUAAAUAUGGUGCUCAACCCUCUCCUAUUGGGGAAGACUGGGCUCAAGAGAAUUGGAAAGAUUUGUGGAGUACAAUGGACUGGAUUUCGUUAUUGCAGAAUGAGGCUAACGUUAAGCAAAAAAAACAGGCAAUAGUCUGCUCUGUCUUGGGUGCCAGCUUGGUCACAGCCAUUAAAGACCAUUUUAGGCAGCGUAGUGAUGAAGAACAAAUCGUAGAAUCCUUAGAAACCCUGGGGAAUUGUCACCAAGUAACAAUUUCCAAUUUGGAAAGGGAAUUAGAGCGUAAGGAAGAAGAAACCCAUUCAUUAAGGGUUGCUCUUGAAGUAAAUCAUGUUAACGGUACUACUAAUUCAAAGAACACUAGUUCAAAGGAUACAGUAUCAUCGGGAUCUGAGGAAAAGGUUAUCCAUCAAAUUAACCCAAUAUAUCCACAAAAGGAAUUGGAAGAGAUGAGAAACUUUGAUAAAAAUCCCCCUCACCUGAGACUCUCAAUCAAAACUAAAUAUUCUUAUCUUAACAACAAAGAAACAGACCCCCACUUAACCGCCAAGGAAACACUCUAUUCUGCCACUGAACUGGAAAAGUUGAAAAAGGAAUACGGGCAUCUUAUCAAAGAAUCUGAAACAGAAUAUGUGUGGCGUGUGUCUUUAACUGGUGGUAACCAAAUUCAAUUGAGCAAAAAGGAGGCUGAGGGUUCUUGGGGCCACAGAGUUUUCUUAACAACAGGCGAUCACCGGCCCUCAUGGUCCUUAACUCAACGUGCUGCUUACUGGGCUGGAGGGUUAAACCCUUUGAAUAGGGAAGACCCCUUUGCAAUAACAGGCACAGCUGACCAAUUACUGGAAAGCAUGCACAAAGCUGCUUGCAUACAAAAGAUACACGAGAGAAAAUUAAUUCCCAGAUGUGAAUCACCAAUGAUGUUGCCUGUUAACCCUGAAAUUAUGACUCCCCUGAUAAGGGGACUCCCCGAGUCACUUAAAUCCACGGGGAUAAGUCUCCAGAGAACCAUAGCGUCAGUGGGUCCUGUGGAGAGGUUGGAGGCCCUGCUAGGUAACAGACCACACGCUAGACCUAAAGUCUGGACAUGGGAGGAGGUAGCACAAGACUUAAUUGAUUACAGUAGAAAAUACUGUCCUGUGAAGCCUUUGAGGAAAGAUCAAGGGGCAUCUAACAUGUAG
This is a messenger RNA of Cuculus canorus (common cuckoo), 1251 nucleotides long. RefSeq lists its product as uncharacterized. Lineage: Eukaryota; Metazoa; Chordata; Aves; Cuculiformes; Cuculidae. The record is from RefSeq and is a predicted model, not a curated record.